GCGAGGAAGUGGCGUGGGUGUUGGGUGAGUGUGGGGCAUCGUCGUCUGUCUUGCGUUCGUGGCUCUCUUAAAGCCACACAGAAGCGACGGUCCACUCUUCUCGCGUGAAGUUUCGCUCUGCGUCGACGCAGACACUUCUCGCCACUUCGCCGGAGGUGGUGCUGCUGGGGGGGGCAUCAGCCCGCGGCGUCCGUGUCCCGAGUCGUCGUCGCUGCGUCAAUUUCUCGCCUCGCCCUCUCCACCACCACCACGGCGAGAGCGCGAGCUCGGGGCCGCUGCCUCCUCCUCCUUCCUUCGUUUGUUUGCCAGACGCUCCGAUCCGCCUCCUCCCUCCCAAGAGUGCUGCCUGCAGCAAGCGAGAGAAGGGGAGGGGGAGAGAAAAGCCCCCCCAGCACGAUAACUCAAGUGGAUGCUGGGGACGAGAUAUGAGGACUUCUGAAUCCUAGGCUGCUUCACUGUCAAAGUUCUUUAAGGAAUCUACAGGAGCCCUGCGGGGCCCUCGUGGGCAGCGAGCGGCACGAUGGCGGAGGGAGGGGACGGCUCGGAGAGCGUGGUGGAGAUCCUCCUGGAGGGGGAUGAGGGCGUGUCGUCGCGCGACUUCAGCAUCGACGGCGGCGGGAAGCGCGGCAUCUACAUCAAGGAGCUGGACAAGGAGUCUCCGCUCGCCAAGAAAGUUCGCCUCGCCGAAGGGGACCAAAUCAUCUCGGCGACGGUCUACUUCAAGGACAUGAAGUACGAGGACGCGGUGCGCUUCCUGUCGCUCUCCGAGCACUACACGACGGGCCUGCGCCUGCGCCGCACCUCCGGCACCACCUCGCCCGCCGGUUCUCCCACUGGCACGCUGGAGCACCCGUCCCGCAAAGUGGCGGGCGGCUUCUCGCUGGAGGGCGGCUCGCUCGGGGGCGUUGGCAUUGGGGGCGGCGGCGGCGGCACGGCGACCACCGUGGAGUACAGCAUGCACGGAGCCGGCCACCCGCGACACCUGGAGUUUGGCGGCGCCGAGUCCACGUCCCCGACGGCACGCGACUUCAACUUUGGCUCAAUGAGCCCGACGGGAGGGAGUGCCAACAAUGAAGAGUAUACAAAGAUUUUCGAGAAGAAGAUCAAACCUCGUCUGUCCUUCGAGGAUCUGGAUGCGAGUGGGGGUCCAACAGGCGGAUCGGCGUUUGAGCACGGGAUUUCUACAUCUCAUAAAGGAGCAUCCACUCAUGCAACCACUGUACUCUUCAAGGGCCAAAGAGGCUCAAGGACCUCAGGAGAGUUUGACCCAAACAUGGAACACACAUUCCAGAGUGGAAUUAGCUCAUCCAGCUACUCGUUCAGCAGCGACGGUGGAAGAGUUUGUCCAGACUUUAAAAUAAAACAGGAAGCAGAGAACGGUGAUCACAGCAUUAAGCUCAGCGGACCAACGAUAAAAGGACCAGAUGCUGGCUUUUCAUUUACAUCCAAGACAUUGAACAUUUCUGGCCCAAGUGUUCAAACCGAUGCAUCUGGUCUACGUGAGACUGAUGCCCACGGCAAGGGUGUUGACUUCUCUCUCCCCGGUUUUGAUACACGAUCACUGGGAGGGAAAGUCUCUGGAACAAAAAUAACGACGACGGAAGUGAGAGAUUCGAGUUUCCAAAUAUCUGGCGCAGAUAUGAACCUGAAUGUGAAGAAGCCGAAAGUAACUGGCGGUAUGGAGAUAGCCGAUUCAAAAUUAGAUGCCAAGACCAAGUCGGCCCAAGUGGAUGUGAAUGCUCCUGGUGUGGAAAUUCCUGGAAACCUGAACAUAACCACAAUGAAAAUACCAAAGUAUGAAGUAAGCUUUCAGAAAAUGAAAGGAUCGGGAGCUGACGCUGGAACGUCUGCAGCCUUUGAAGGCACUGUCAAGGAUCCGAAAAUACAUGGACAAGAUGGAGACUUCAGCAUCAAUCUUCCUAAAGGAGGAGGCAUUGAUGUAUCUGCACCAACACUGGACUUUGAUGCAAAUGGACUGAAAAUUCACAGAGAUGUCAAAGCACCAAAUGUGCAAAUGAAGGGAACAGAAGGCAGCAUCAAGGGUCCAACAAUUACGAUGCCACACAUAACGGGACCCGAUGUGUCUGCUAAAGGUGUAGAUGUCAAGCUGCCAAAGGUAAAAGGUAGUAUUGAUGUGUCUGGAUCUAAACAGGAAGGAAAUAUUCAAAUUCCUACCACUGAUGCAGGUUUGAAAGGGGCUGAUGUCAACAUUGAAGGUUCUGAUGGAAGAUUUAAAAUGCCAAAAUUCAAGCUACCAAAGUUUGGCAUUUCUGGUCCUCAAAUUCAUGGACCAGAUGCAAAUUUGGGUAUUGAUAUCCCCAAAGGUGAUGUUAAUAUUUCAGCUCCUAAAAUGGACAUGAAUGUUAAAGGCCCCAACUUGCAAGGGGGUUUUUCUGUACCUGAUGUAGACAUGGAGGGACCAGAUUGGAAUAUCAAAGGCCCAACAUUAAACAUGCCAAAUAUUUCAGGGCCCAAAAUAUCUGGAUCAGAUGUUAAUCUCGAAUUUAAGAAAUCAAGCGGAAAAGGAGGAUUGGGUGUAUCUGGACCAAAAUUUGAAGGUAAUGUUCAAGUGCCAGGUGUCGAUUUAGAUGUUGAAGCACCUGAUGUAAAUCUUCAGGGUCCAGAAGGUAAAUUCAAAUUGCCCAAAGUAAAAAUGCCAUCAUUUGGUUUUUCAGGUCCUAAAGUCCAUGGAUCUGAUGUAGAUGUAGAUGUCAGUCUUCCCAAAGGUGAUCUGAAUGUAUCUGUUCCUAAAGUGAACGUUGAUGUCAAAGGGCCAAAACUGGAAGGAGAUAUGUCUCUACCUGAUGUCGACAUGCAAGGACCAGAUUGGAACAUUAAAGGGCCCAACAUAAAAAUGCCACAUAUUUCGGGACCCAAAAUAUCGGCUCCGGACCUUAACUUGGACGUAAAAAUGCCAAAGUUUAAAGGAGGGGUUGAUGUAUCAGGACCGAAAGUAGAGGGUGAUGUGAAAGUUCCGGAUGUUGAUUUGGAUGUUGAAGCACCUGAUGUAGAUCUCCAGGGACCAGAUGGUAAAUUUAAAUUUCCUAAAAUGAAAAUGCCAAAGUUUGGUUUCUCAGGACCAAAGCUUCAUGGACCUGAUGUAGAUUUUGAUGUCAAUCUUCCCAAAGGUGAUAUUAAUGUUUCUGCUCCUAAAGUGGACAUUGAUGUUAAGGGCCCAAAAUUGCAGGGAGACGUCAAAGGGCCAAAACUGGAAGGAGAUAUGUCCCUACCUGAUGUAGACAUGCAAGGACCAGAUUGGAAAAUUAAAGGUCCCAACAUAAAAAUGCCACAUAUUUCGGGACCCAAAAUAUCGGCUCCGGACCUUAACUUAGACGUGAAAAUGCCAAAGUUUAAAGGAGGAGUUGAUGUGUCAGGACCGAAAGUAGAGGGUGAUGUGAAAGUUCCGGAUGUUGAUUUGGAUGUUGAAGCGCCUGAUGUAGAUCUCCAGGGACCAGAUGGUAAAUUUAAGUUUCCUAAAAUGAAAAUGCCAAAGUUUGGUUUCUCAGGACCAAAGCUUCAUGGACCUGAUGUAGAUUUUGAUGUCAAUCUUCCCAAAGGUGAUAUUAAUGUUUCUGCUCCUAAAGUGGACAUUGAUGUUAAGGGCCCAAAAUUGCAGGGAGAUGUCAAAGGGCCAAAACUGGAAGGAGAUAUGUCCCUACCUGAUGUAGACAUGCAAGGACCAGAUUGGAAAAUUAAAGGGCCCAACAUAAAAAUGCCACAUAUUUCGGGACCCAAAAUAUCGGCUCCGGACCUUAACUUGGACGUAAAAAUGCCAAAGUUUAAAGGAGGAGUUGAUGUGUCAGGACCGAAAGUAGAGGGUGAUGUGAAAGUUCCGGAUGUUGAUUUGGAUGUUGAAGCGCCUGAUGUAGAUCUCCAGGGGCCAGAUGGUAAAUUUAAAUUUCCUAAAAUGAAAAUGCCAAAGUUUGGUUUCUCAGGACCAAAGCUUCAUGGACCUGAUGUAGAUUUUGAUGUCAAUCUUCCCAAAGGUGAUAUUAAUGUGUCUGCUCCUAAAGUGGACAUUGAUGUUAAGGGCCCAAAAUUGCAGGGAGAUGUCAAAGGGCCAAAACUGGAAGGAGAUAUGUCCCUACCUGAUGUAGACAUGCAAGGACCAGAUUGGAAAAUUAAAGGGCCCAACAUAAAAAUGCCACAUAUUUCGGGACCCAAAAUAUCGGCUCCGGACCUUAACUUGGACGUAAAAAUGCCAAAGUUUAAAGGAGGAGUUGAUGUGUCAGGACCGAAAGUAGAGGGUGAUGUGAAAGUUCCGGAUGUUGAUUUGGAUGUUGAAGCGCCUGAUGUAGAUCUCCAGGGAACAGAUGGUAAAUUUAAGUUUCCUAAAAUGAAAAUGCCAAAGUUUGGUUUCUCAGGACCAAAGCUUCAUGGACCUGAUGUAGAUUUUGAUGUCAAUCUUCCCAAAGGUGAUAUUAAUGUUUCUGCUCCUAAAGUGGACAUUGAUGUUAAGGGCCCAAAAUUGCAGGGAGAUGUCAAAGGGCCAAAACUGGAAGGAGAUAUGUCCCUACCUGAUGUAGACAUGCAAGGACCAGAUUGGAAAAUUAAAGGGCCCAACAUAAAAAUGCCACAUAUUUCGGGACCCAAAAUAUCGGCUCCUGACCUUAACUUGGACGUAAAAAUGCCAAAGUUUAAAGGAGGAGUUGAUGUGUCAGGACCGAAAGUAGAGGGUGAUGUGAAAGUUCCGGAUGUUGAUUUGGAUGUUGAAGCGCCUGAUGUAGAUCUCCAGGGACCAGAUGGUAAAUUUAAAUUUCCUAAAAUGAAAAUGCCAAAGUUUGGUUUCUCAGGACCAAAGCUUCAUGGACCUGAUGUAGAUUUUGAUGUCAAUCUUCCCAAAGGUGAUAUUAAUGUUUCUGCUCCUAAAGUGGACAUUGAUGUUAAGGGCCCAAAAUUGCAGGGAGAUGUCAAAGGGCCAAAACUGGAAGGAGAUAUGUCCCUACCUGAUGUAGACAUGCAAGGACCAGAUUGGAAAAUUAAAGGGCCCAACAUAAAAAUGCCACAUAUUUCGGGACCCAAAAUAUCGGCUCCGGACCUUAACUUGGACGUAAAAAUGCCAAAGUUUAAAGGAGGAGUUGAUGUGUCAGGACCGAAAGUAGAGGGUGAUGUGAAAGUUCCGGAUGUUGAUUUGGAUGUUGAAGCGCCUGAUGUAGAUCUCCAGGGGCCAGAUGGUAAAUUUAAAUUUCCUAAAAUGAAAAUGCCAAAGUUUGGUUUCUCAGGACCAAAGCUUCAUGGACCUGAUGUAGAUUUUGAUGUCAAUCUUCCCAAAGGUGAUAUUAAUGUGUCUGCUCCUAAAGUGGACAUUGAUGUUAAGGGCCCAAAAUUGCAGGGAGAUGUCAAAGGGCCAAAACUGGAAGGAGAUAUGUCCCUACCUGAUGUAGACAUGCAAGGACCAGAUUGGAAAAUUAAAGGGCCCAACAUAAAAAUGCCACAUAUUUCGGGACCCAAAAUAUCGGCUCCGGACCUUAACUUGGACGUAAAAAUGCCAAAGUUUAAAGGAGGAGUUGAUGUGUCAGGACCGAAAGUAGAGGGUGAUGUGAAAGUUCCGGAUGUUGAUUUGGAUGUUGAAGCGCCUGAUGUAGAUCUCCAGGGACCAGAUGGUAAAUUUAAGUUUCCUAAAAUGAAAAUGCCAAAGUUUGGUUUAUCAGGACCAAAGCUUCAUGGACCUGAUGUAGAUUUUGAUGUCAAUCUUCCCAAAGGUGAUAUUAAUGUUUCUGCUCCUAAAGUGGACAUUGAUGUUAAGGGCCCAAAAUUGCAGGGAGACGUCAAAGGGCCAAAACUGGAAGGAGAUAUGUCCCUACCUGAUGUAGACAUGCAAGGACCAGAUUGGAAAAUUAAAGGGCCCAACAUAAAAAUGCCACAUAUUUCGGGACCCAAAAUAUCGGCUCCGGACCUUAACUUGGACGUAAAAAUGCCAAAGUUUAAAGGAGGAGUUGAUGUGUCAGGACCGAAAGUAGAGGGUGAUGUGAAAGUUCCGGAUGUUGAUUUGGAUGUUGAAGCGCCUGAUGUAGAUCUCCAGGGACCAGAUGGUAAAUUUAAAGUUCCUAAAAUGAAAAUGCCAAAGUUUGGUUUCUCAGGACCAAAGCUUCAUGGACCUGAUGUAGAUUUUGAUGUCAAUCUUCCCAAAGGUGAUAUUAAUGUUUCUGCUCCUAAAGUGGACAUUGAUGUUAAGGGCCCAAAAUUGCAGGGAGAUGUCAAAGGGCCAAAACUGGAAGGAGAUAUGUCCCUACCUGAUGUAGACAUGCAAGGACCAGAUUGGAAAAUUAAAGGGCCCAACAUAAAAAUGCCACAUAUUUCGGGACCCAAAAUAUCGGCUCCGGACCUUAACUUGGACGUAAAAAUGCCAAAGUUUAAAGGAGGGGUUGAUGUAUCAGGACCGAAAGUAGAGGGUGAUGUGAAAGUUCCGGAUGUUGAUUUGGAUGUUGAAGCGCCUGAUGUAGAUCUCCAGGGGCCAGAUGGUAAAUUUAAAUUUCCUAAAAUGAAAAUGCCAAAGUUUGGUUUCUCAGGACCAAAGCUUCAUGGACCUGAUGUAGAUUUUGAUGUCAAUCUUCCCAAAGGUGAUAUUAAUGUGUCUGCUCCUAAAGUGGACAUUGAUGUUAAGGGCCCAAAAUUGCAGGGAGAUGUCAAAGGGCCAAAACUGGAAGGAGAUAUGUCCCUACCUGAUGUAGACAUGCAAGGACCAGAUUGGAAAAUUAAAGGGCCCAACAUAAAAAUGCCACAUAUAUCGGGACCCAAAAUAUCGGCUCCGGACCUUAACUUGGACGUAAAAAUGCCAAAGUUUAAAGGAGGAGUUGAUGUGUCAGGACCGAAAGUAGAGGGUGAUGUGAAAGUUCCGGAUGUUGAUUUGGAUGUUGAAGCGCCUGAUGUAGAUCUCCAGGGACCAGAUGGUAAAUUUAAAUUUCCUAAAAUGAAAAUGCCAAAGUUUGGUUUCUCAGGACCAAAGCUUCAUGGACCUGAUGUAGAUUUUGAUGUCAAUCUUCCCAAAGGUGAUAUUAAUGUUUCUGCUCCUAAAGUGGACAUUGAUGUUAAGGGCCCAAAAUUGCAGGGAGACGUCAAAGGGCCAAAACUGGAAGGAGAUAUGUCCCUACCUGAUGUAGACAUGCAAGGACCAGAUUGGAAAAUUAAAGGGCCCAACAUAAAAAUGCCACAUAUUUCGGGACCCAAAAUAUCGGCUCCGGACCUUAACUUGGACGUAAAAAUGCCAAAGUUUAAAGGAGGAGUUGAUGUGUCAGGACCGAAAGUAGAGGGUGAUGUGAAAGUUCCGGAUGUUGAUUUGGAUGUUGAAGCGCCUGAUGUAGAUCUCCAUGGGCCAGAUGGUAAAUUUAAAUUUCCUAAAAUGAAAAUGCCAAAGUUUGGUUUCUCAGGACCAAAGCUUCAUGGACCUGAUGUAGAUUUUGAUGUCAAUCUUCCCAAAGGUGAUAUUAAUGUUUCUGCUCCUAAAGUGGACAUUGAUGUUAAGGGCCCAAAAUUGCAGGGAGAUGUCAAAGGGCCAAAACUGGAAGGAGAUAUGUCCCUACCUGAUGUAGACAUGCAAGGACCAGAUUGGAAAAUUAAAGGGCCCAACAUAAAAAUGCCACAUAUUUCGGGACCCAAAAUAUCGGCUCCGGACCUUAACUUGGACGUAAAAAUGCCAAAGUUUAAAGGAGGGGUUGAUGUGUCAGGACCGAAAGUAGAGGGUGAUGUGAAAGUUCCGGAUGUUGAUUUGGAUGUUGAAGCGCCUGAUGUAGAUCUCCAGGGGCCAGAUGGUAAAUUUAAAUUUCCUAAAAUGAAAAUGCCAAAGUUUGGUUUCUCAGGACCAAAGCUUCAUGGACCUGAUGUAGAUUUUGAUGUCAAUCUUCCCAAAGGUGAUAUUAAUGUGUCUGCUCCUAAAGUGGACAUUGAUGUUAAGGGCCCAAAAUUGCAGGGAGAUGUCAAAGGGCCAAAACUGGAAGGAGAUAUGUCCCUACCUGAUGUAGACAUGCAAGGACCAGAUUGGAAAAUUAAAGGGCCCAACAUAAAAAUGCCACAUAUUUCGGGACCCAAAAUAUCGGCUCCGGACCUUAACUUGGACGUAAAAAUGCCAAAGUUUAAAGGAGGAGUUGAUGUGUCAGGACCGAAAGUAGAGGGUGAUGUGAAAGUUCCGGAUGUUGAUUUGGAUGUUGAAGCGCCUGAUGUAGAUCUUCAUGGACCAGAUGCUACAUUUAAAAUGCCUAAAAUGAAAAUGCCAAAGUUUGGUUUCUCAGGACCAAAGCUUCAUGGACCUGAUGUAGAUUUUGAUGUCAAUCAUCCCAAAGGUGAUAUUAAUGUUUCUGCUCCUAAAGUGGACAUUGAUGUUAAGGGCCCAAAAUUGCAGGGAGAUGUCAAAGGGCCAAAACUGGAAGGAGACAUGUCUCUACCUGAUGUAGACAUGCAAGGACCAGAUUGGAAAAUUAAAGGGCCCAACAUAAAAAUGCCACAUAUUUCGGGACCCAAAAUAUCGGCUCCGGACCUUAACUUGGACGUAAAAAUGCCAAAAUUUAAAGGAGGGGUUGAUGUGUCAGGACCGAAAGUAGAGGGUGAUGUGAAAGUUCCAGAUGUUGAUUUGGAUGUUGAAGUGCCCGAUGUAGAUCUUCAUGGACCAGAUUCUAAAUUUAAAAUGCCUAAAAUGAAAAUGCCAAAGUUUGGUUUCUCAGGACCAAAGCUUCAUGGACCUGAUGUAGAUUUUGAUGUCAAUCUUCCCAAAGGUGAUAUUAAUGUUUCUGCUCCUAAAGUGGACAUUGAUGUUAAGGGCCCAAAAUUGCAAGGAGAUAUCAAAGGGCCACAACUGGAAGGAGAUAUGUCUCUACCUGAUGUAGACAUGCAAGGACCAGAUUGGAAAAUUAAAGGCCCCAACAUAAAAAUGCCACAUAUUUCGGGACCCAAAAUAUCGGCUCCAGACCUUAACUUGGACAUAAAGAUGCCAAAGUUUAAAGGAGGGUUUGAUGUGUCAGGACCCAAACUAGAGGGAGAUGUUAAAGUUCCAGAUGUUGAUCUGGAUGUUGAAGCUCCUGAUGUAGACCUUCAUGGACCAGAUGCUAAAUUUAAAUUUCCGAAAAUGAAAAUGCCAAAGUUUGGUUUCUCAGGACCUAAGCUUCACGGACCCGAUGUAGAUGUAGAUCUCCCUAAAGGUGAUAUCGACAUUUCUGUACCAAAAGUAGAUGUUGAUAUCAAAGCUCCAAAACUUCAUGGUGGUGUUGAUGUGCCACAUGUAGAUAUUCAUGGUCCUGAAGGGAAAAUUACAGGCCCAAAAGUGAGUGUGCCAUCAAUUGACGUGCAAUUGCCAAAGAUAUCUGGCCCAGAUUGUGACCUAGAUGUUAAGCUGCCGAAGGUAAAGGGUAGCAUUGAUAUGACUGGUCCAAAAUUAGAGGGUGACAUUAAAGGACCCCAUGUUGAUGUUGAUGCUAAAGCUCCAAAUUUGAACAUUGAGGGGUCUGAUUCUAAAUUUAAAUUCCCCAAAUUUAAAAUGCCAAAGUUUGGUUUUUCAUCCCCAAAAUUCCAUGGACCAGAUGUGGAUUUUGACGUAAGCCUUCCAAAAGGUGACAUCGAUGUUAAAAGUCCAAAGGUAAAGGGUGGUAUUGAUGUAUCUGUGCCCAAAAUAGAAGGGGAAAUGAAUGUUCCUGAUGUUGAUGUGAGUUUGAAUUCACCUGAUGUGGACAUUGAGGGAAAAGAUGCUAAAUUUAAGCUCCCCAAAAUGAAAAUGCCUAGCUUUGGAAUAUCAGGACCUAAAUUUCAUGGACCAGAUGUAGAUUUGGAUCUUAGUCUUCCAAAAGGCGACUUAGAUGUUUCUGUACCAAAAGUAGACAUUGAUGUAAAAGGCCCCAAGUUUGAAGGAGACAUUAAUGCACCAGAUAUAGAUGUUGAAGGUCAACAUGGCAAAAUAAAAAUUCCGAAAUUCAAGAUCCCAUCAAUGUCAGGACCACAUAUUUCCGGUCCUGAUUUUGGCCUGGAUUUAAAGAUGCCCAAGUUAAAAGGAGACAUUGAUACAUCUUUGCCAAAAGUAGAGGGUGAUGUUAAGGUUUCAGAUGUUGAUGUAAAUAUCAAAGGUCCCGAUAUGAACAUAGAAGGAGCUGAUGCUAAAUUUAAACUGCCUAAAAUGAAAAUGCCUGACCUCAGUUUUUCAGGCCCCAAAAUCCAUGCACCAGAUGUUGAUAUGGAUCUCAGUCUUCCAAAAGGUGAAGUUUCUUUCAAAGGGCCAAAAGGGCAUGGUGAUGUGUCUCUUCCAGACAUAGACAUUGAGGGACCGGAGGGGAAAGUAAAAGGUCCAAAGAUCAAGUUGCCUUCAAUAGCAGGACCAAAUAUAUCUGCACCAGACCUCAAUUUAGAUUUGAAAAUGCCAAAAUUUAAGGGUGGAAUUGAUGUAUCUGGACCAAAAGUAGAGGGUGAUAUAAAUGUUCCAGAUUUUGACGUGGACAUUGAGGCACCUGAUGUCAACAUUGAAGGCCCAGAGGGGAAAAUUAAAUUGCCAAAAAUGAAAAAUCCAAAGAUUGGAUUUGCAGGUCCUAAUAUAGAUGUAGAUCUAAAUAUCCCAAAAGCUGAUGUUAGCAUUUCUUCCCCUAAACUAGAUACGGACAUAAAAGGGCCAAAAUUAGAAGCUGAUCUAUCUGGACCUGAUGUAGAUAUUGAUGGAUCUGACUCAAAAUUCAAAUUGCCUAGAUUUAAACUCCCAAAAUUUGGAUUUUCAGGUCCUAAAGUUCAUGGUCCCACUGUAGAUAUUGAUGCUAAUAUUCCAAAACCUGACAUUGAUUUACCUUCUCCAAAAAUAAAAGGAGAAGUUAAAGGACCACGUGCAGGAAUUGAUGUGAGUGCACCUGAUGUCAAUAUUGAAGGACCAGAAAUGAAAAUAAAAAAGCCUAAAUUCAAAAUGCCAAAGUUUGGAUUUUCUGGACCGAAGAUUCAGGGUCCUGAUAUAGAUGCAAAUGUUGAUGUGAAUCUACCAACAGCUGAUGUUGAUAUGUCUUCUCCAAAAUUUAAAGGAGAUAUCAAAGGAUCUGCUGGUGGACUGGAUAUUCAGACACCAGAUGUCAACAUUGAAGGUCCAGAUGCUAAGCUGAAAAUGCCCAAAAUGAAAAUGCCAAAGAUUGGAUUUUCAGGUCCUAAGCUUCACGGACCUGAUGUAGACUUAGAUCUCAGUCUCCCAAAGGGUGAAAUUAGUGCAUCUGCACCGAAUUUAGAGAUAGAUGUUAAAGCACCAAAAAUUCAUGGGGACCUGGAUGUUCCAGGAGUGGAUAUUGAAGGACCAGAAGGGAAAAUCAAAGGUCCAAAAAUAUCCAUGCCUUCAAUUUCAUUGCCCAAAAUAUCUGGCCCAGACCUUGAUUUUGAUGUGAAAAUGCCAAAAUUGAAAGGAGGAGUUGAUGUAUCAGGACCAAAAAUUGAAGGGGGUGUGAAAGUACCAGAUGUGGAUGUGAAUGUUGAUGGUCCUGAUAUUAAUCUUGAGGGACCAGAGAGUAAACUCAAAUUUCCAAAAAUGCCCAAAUUUGGUUUUUCAGGACCAAAUAUUCAUGGGCCUGAUGUAGAUUUUGAUAUUGCUGCACCAAAAUUAGAUAUUAAUGUGAAAGGGCCAAAAAUGGAAGGACAUGUGGAUGUACCUCAUUUGGAUAUAGAAGGACCUGAAGGGAAAAUAAAAGGCCCAAACAUGAAACUACCUUCAAUGUCGGGACCCAAAGUAUCAGCUCCAGACCUUGACAUGAACAUAAAGAUGCCAAAGUUUAAAGGAGGGGUUGAUGUGUCGGGACCAAAAUUAGAGGGAGAUGUCCAUGUGCCAGAUGUUGAUUUGGAUGUGGAAGCGCCUGAUGUAGAUCUCCAUGGACCUGAUGCUAAAUUUAAAUUUCCUAAAAUGAAAAUGCCGAAGUUCGGUUUCUCCGGACCGAAGCUUCAUGGGCCUGAUGUAGAUUUUGAUCUCAGUCUUCCAAAAGCUGACGUUGACAUUGCUGCACCAAAAGUAGAUCUUGAUGUUAAAGGGCCAAAUAUAGCAGGAGAUAUUGAAGCACCAAAUCUAAAUAUUGAGGGUUCAGGAGGAAAAAUUAAAAGCCCCAAAUUCAAAAUGCCUUCAUUUUCAGGACCAAAAAUAUCAGGUCCAGACCUUAACGUAGACAUAAAAUCACCAAAGUUUAAGGGUGGAGUUGAUAUGUCAGGACCAAAGCUUGAAGGUGACAUCAAUAUUCCCAAUGUUGAUUUGGAUGUUGAAGCGCCUGAUGUAGAUCUCCAUGGACCAGAUGCUAAAUUCAAAUUUCCUAAAAUGAAAAUGCCAAAGUUCGGAUUCUCAGGACCUAAGCUCCAUGGACCUGAUGUCGAUUUGGAUCUUAGUCUUCCAAAAGCUGACUUUGAUAUUGCUGCACCAAAAGUGGACAUUGAUGUUAAAGGACCCAAAUUGCAUGGAGAUAUGUCUCUACCUGAUGUAGACAUUGAUGGACCAGAAGGAAAAAUUAAAGGUCCAAAAAUAAAAAUGCCAGAUAUUACAGGCCCCCAAAUCUCUGCUCCAGACCUUAACUUGGACAUGAAGAUGCCGAAGUUUAAAGGAGGGGUUGAUGUGUCAGGGCCAAAACUAGAGGGAGAUGUGCAUGUACCAGAUGUUGAUUUGGAUGUGGAAGCGCCUGAUGUAGAUCUACAUGGACCAGAUGCUAAAUUUAAAUUUCCUAAAAUGAAAAUGCCAAAGUUUGGAUUCUCAGGACCUAAGCUUCAUGGGCCUGAUGUAGAUUUAGACCUCAGUCUACCAAAAGGUGACAUUGAUAUUGCUGCACCUAAAGUAGAUGUUGAUGUUAAAGGGCCCAAAAUCGAGGGAGAUAUUGAAGGACCACAUAUAAAUGUUGAAGGUUCAGGGGGAAAAAUAAAAAGCCCAAAAUUCAAAAUGCCCUCAUUUUCAGGGCCUAAAAUAUCAGGUCCUGACCUAAAUUUGGAUGUAAAAAUGCCAAAGUUAAAGGGUGGAGUUGAUGUAUCUGGACCAAAGGUUGAAGGUGACAUCAAUGUUCCUGACGUUGAUUUGGAUAUUGAAGUGCCUGAUGUAGAUCUACAUGGGCCAGAUGCAAAAUUUAAAUUUCCUAAAAUGAAAAUGCCAAAGUUUGGUUUCUCAGGACCAAAGCUUCAUGGACCUGAUGUAGAUUUUGAUGUCAAUCUUCCCAAAGGUGAUAUUAAUGUUUCUGCUCCUAAAGUGGACAUUGAUGUUAAGGGCCCAAAAUUGCAGGGAGAUGUCAAAGGGCCAAAACUGGAAGGAGAUGCAUCUCUUCCUGAUGUAGACAUUGAAGGACCAGAUUGGAAAAUUAAAGGUCCCAACAUAAAAAUGCCACAUAUUUCAGGACCCAAAAUAUCAGCUCCAGACAUUAACUUGGAUGUAAAGAUGCCAAAGUUUAAAGGAGGGGUUGAUGUGUCAGGCCCAAAACUAGAGGGAGAUGUGCAUGUGCCAGAUGUUGAUUUUGAUGCUGAAGCUCCAGAUUUAGAUCUGCAUGGGCCAGAUGCUAAAUUUAAAUUUCCUAAAAUGAAAAUGCCAAAGUUUGGUUUUUCAGGACCAAAGCUUCAUGGACCUGAUGUAGAUUUUGAUGUCAAUCUUCCCAAAGGUGAUAUUAAUGUUUCUGCUCCUAAAGUGGACAUUGAUAUUAAGGGCCCAAAAUUGCAGGGAGAUAUCAAAGAGCCAAAACUGGAAGGAGAUAUGUCUCUACCUGAUGUAGACAUGCAAGGACCAGAUUGGAAAAUUAAAGGCCCCAACAUAAAAAUGCCACAUAUUUCAGGACCCAAAAUAUCAGCUCCAGACCUUAACUUGGAUGUAAAGAUGCCAAAGUUUAAAGGAGGGGUUGAUGUGUCAGGACCAAAACUAGAGGGAGAUGUGCAUGUGCCAGAUGUUGAUUUGGAUGUUGAAGCACCUGAUUUAGAUCUUCAUGGACCAGAUGCUAAAUUUAAAAUGCCUAAAAUGAAAAUGCCAAAGUUUGGUUUCUCAGGACCAAAGCUUCAUGGACCUGAUCUAGAUUUAGAUGUCAAUCUUCCCAAAGGUGAUCUUAAUGUUUCCGCUCCUAAGAUGAACAUUGAUGUUAAAGGCCCAAAAUUGCAAGGAGAUGCAUCUCUUCCUGAUGUGGACAUUGAAGGACCAGAUUGGAAAAUUAAAGGUCCCAACAUAAAAAUGCCACAUAUUUCAGGCCCCAAAAUAUCAGUUCCAGACUUUAACAUGGAUGUAAAGAUGCCAAAGUUUAAAGGAGGGGUUGAUGUGUCAGGCCCAAAACUAGAGGGAGAUGUGCAUGUGCCAGAUGUUGAUUUUGAUGCUGAAGCUCCUGAUGUAGAUCUUCAUGGGCCAGAUGCUAAAUUUAAAUUUCCUAAAAUGAAAAUGCCAAAGUUUGGUUUCUCAGGACCAAAGCUUCAUGGACCUGAUCUAGAUUUAGACGUCAAUCUUCCCAAAGGUGAUCUUAAUGUUUCCGCUCCUAAGAUGGACAUUGAUGUAAAAGGCCCAAAAUUGCAAGGAGAGGCAUCUCUUCCUGAUAUGGACAUUGAAGGACCAGAUUGGAAAAUUAAAGGUCCCAACAUAAAAAUGCCACAUAUUUCAGGACCCAAAAUAUCAGCUCCAGACUUUAACAUGGAUGUAAAGAUGCCAAAGUUUAAAGGAGGAGUUGAUGUGUCAGGACCAAAACUAGAGGGAGAUGUGCAUGUGCCAGAUGUUGAUUUGGAUGUUGAAGCACCUGAUUUAGAUCUUCAUGGACCAGAUGCUAAAUUUAAAAUGCCUAAAAUGAAAAUGCCAAAGUUUGGUUUCUCAGGACCAAAGCUUCAUGGACCUGAUCUAGAUUUAGAUGUCAAUCUUCCCAAAGGUGAUCUUAAUGUUUCCGCUCCUAAGAUGGACAUUGAUGUUAAAGGUCCAAAAUUGCAAGGAGAUGCAUCUGUUCCUGAUGUGGACAUUGAAGGACCAGAUUGGAAAAUUAAAGGUCCCAACAUAAAAAUGCCACAUAUUUCAGGACCCAAAAUAUCAGCUCCAGACUUUAACAUGGAUGUAAAGAUGCCAAAGUUUAAAGGAGGUGUUGAUGUGUCAGGCCCAAAACUAGAGGGAGAUAUGCAUGUGCCAGAUGUUGAUUUUGAUGCUGAAGCUCCUGAUGUAGAUCUUCAUGGGCCAGAUGCUAAAUUUAAAUUUCCUAAAAUGAAAAUGCCAAAGUUUGGUUUCUCAGGACCAAAGCUUCAUGGACCUGAUCUAGAUUUAGAUGUCAAUCUUCCCAAAGGUGAUCUUAAUGUUUCCGCUCCUAAGAUGGACAUUGAUGUUAAAGGCCCAAAAUUGCAAGGAGAUGCAUCUGUUCCUGAUGUGGACAUUGAAGGACCAGAUUGGAAAAUUAAAGGUCCCAACAUAAAAAUGCCACAUAUUUCAGGACCCAAAAUAUCGGCUCCAGACCUGAACAUGGACAUAAAGAUGCCGAAGUUCAAAGGAGGGGUUGAUGUGUCAGGACCCAAACUAGAGGGAGAUAUGCAUGUGCCAGAUGUUGAUUUGGAUGUUGAAGUGCCCGAUGUAGAUCUUCAUGGACCAGAUGCUAAAUUUAAAAUGCCUAAAAUGAAAAUGCCAAAGUUUGGUUUCUCAGGACCAAAGCUUACUGGACCUGAUCUAGAUUUAGAUGUCAAUCUUCCCAAAGGUGAUCUCAAUGUUUCUGCUCCAAAAGUAGACAUUGAUGUUAAAGGCCCAAAAUUGCAGGGAGAUGCAUCUCUUCCUGAUGUAGACAUGGAAGGUCCAGCCUGGAAAAUUAAGGGUCCCAACAUAAAAAUGCCACAUAUUUCAGGACCCAAAAUAUCAGCUCCAGACCUUAACUUAGAUGUAAAGAUGCCAAAGUUUAAAGGAGGGGUUGAUGUGUCAGGCCCAAAACUAGAGGGAGAUGUGCAUGUGCCAGAUGUUGAUAUGGAUGUUGAAGUGCCUGAUGUAGAUCUCCAUGGACCAGAUGCUAAAUUUAAAUUUCCUAAAAUGAAAAUGCCAAAGUUUGGAUUCUCCGGACCUAAAGUUCAUGGGCCUGAUGUAGAUUUGGAUCUCAGUCUCCCUAAAGGUGACAUUGAUAUUGAUGCACCUAAGAUAGAUAUCGAUCUCAAAGGGCCAAAAUUGCAGGGUGAUGUUGAUAUUAAUGCUCCUUCGGUCGAUGUUGAAGGUCCCGAAGGCCACCUUAAAAUGCCCAAAGUAAAACUACCAAAGUUCGAGGUAAAUCUUCCAAAAAUUAAAGGCCCAGAUUUAAACCUUGAUGUAGGUUCUCCAAAAGCUGACAUCGAUAUAUCUGGACCAAAAAUUAAAGGUGACAUGAGAGCUCCUGACAUAAAUAUUGAUGCACCAGAUAUAUCAUUAAAAGGACCGGAUGUGAAAGCUAAAGGUUCUAAGUUCAAACUUCCAAAGUUUGGUCUGUCUGGUAAAAAACCUUCCUUAUCUGAUAUUGACAUGGAUCUAAAAUCUCCUGAUUUUGAUGCAGAUGUAAGUCUCCCAGAAAUGAAUGUGUCUGGCACAGCAGGGGGACAUUUUGAUGUAGAGUCCCCAAAUUUAUCGGCUGAAGGGCCUGAUUUUAAGCUUAAAAAAUCUAAGUUCAAGAUGCCGAAAGUUGGAUUUACUGGCCCCAAAGUCAAAGGAUCAACCUUAGAUGUAGAUAUGAGCUUGCCAAAAGGGGAUGUUGACAUUGCAUUUCCAACAAUUGAAGGAGACAUUAAAAUCCCAAAAGCUGAUUUAUCUUGUCCAAAAAUGAAAGGGGAAUUUGAAGGUCCAGAUAUUGCAGUGAACACUUCGUUACCAGACAUUAAUGUUGAAGGUCCUGAUUAUAAAUUGAAAAAGCCCAAGUUUAAAAUGCCGAAGUUUGGAUUUUCAGGCCCCAAAGUUCAAGGCCCAGACAUCGAUGUUGAUCUUAGUCCUCCAAAAGUUGAUCUCAAUGCACCAAAAUUAGACAUUGAUCUUCGAGGGCCAGAAUUUGAAGGGGAAUUUUCAGGACUCAAUGUAGACAUAGAGGGCCCAGAAGGAAAAGUUAAGGGUCCAAAGUUAAAGAAGCCUACCUUGGGAUUCUCAGGACCAAAAGUAUCUGGCCCUAACCUUGACAUGGAUGUCAAAAUGCCAAAGAUAAAGGGAGGUGUUAAUGUGUCAGGACCAGCAUUAGGUGACAUUAAUGUUCCAGGUGUUGAUUUGGAUGUUGGUGCUGCUGAUAUUGAUGUGGAAGGACUGGAUGCUAAGUUUAAACUUCCUACUGUCAAACUUCCCAAAUUUGGGCUUUCAGGGCCCAAAUUGGAUGCUCCAGAUGUAGACAUUAGUCUUCCAAAAGGUGAGAUUGAUGCAUCUCUACCUAAAGUAGAUAUUGGAGUUAAAGGGCCAGGCUUUCAUGGGGACAUUGCAGGUCCACAUAUGGAUAUUGGGGGACCAGAAGGAAAAAUCAAAGGUCCCAAGAUAUCUGGACCAGAUGUUGAUUUGAGUCUUAAAAUGCCAAAGAUGAAGGGGGGCAUGGCCAUAUCUGCACCAAAAAUAGAAGGUGACAUUAAGGCUCCUAAUAUGGACAUUGAUGUCAAUGCACCUGACAUGAAUAUUCAAGGCACAGAUUCCAAAUUCCAUCUGCCCAAAAUGAAAAUGCCCAAGUUUGGCUUUUCAGGACCUCAAAUACAUGGACCAGAUGUAGGUGUUGACCUAAACUUACCAGAAGGUGGCAUUGAUGUUUCUGCACCUUCGCUAGACCUUAAUGUUAAAGGAGCAAAAGUUAAAGGAGACAUUGAUGCACCCAGUGUAGACAUUGAAGGACCGGAAGGAAAAAUAAAAGGUCCAAAAGUUAAAAUGCCUACAAUAGAUAUUUCGGGACCCAAGAUCUCUGGACCAGAUAUUGAUAUGGGUCUUAAAAUGCCAAAGAUAAAGGGGGGUAUGGACAUAUCUGGACCAAAAGUAGAAGGUGAUCUUAAGUCUCCAAAUAUGGGUAUUGAUGUCCAUGCACCUAACAUAAGCAUUGAAGGACCAGAUUCAAAAUUCCAUCUACCCAAAAUGAAAAUGCCCAAGUUUGGUUUCUCAGGUCCAAAAUUAGAAGGACCAGAUGUGGAUGUGGAUGUUAACAUUCCAAAAACUGACAUUGAUAUUUCUUCACCAACUGAUGUUGACAUUAAAGGGCCAAAACUGGAAGGAGAUGUUUCCAUACCUGGUGUUGAUAUUGAAGGACCAGAUGCAACAUUUAAAAUGCCCAAAAUUAAAAAGCCUAAAUUUGGUUUUUCAGGUCCUAAAGUUCAUGGUCCAAAUGUAGAUGUGGACCUCAGUCUUCCAAAAGGUGACAUAGACAUUGACGUUAAAGGUCCAAAAGUGAAGGGUGAUGUUGGUGCACCGCAUUUGGAUAUAGAAGGCCCUGGAGGAAAAAUCAAAGGCCCAAAGUUUCAAAUGCCAUCGUUCAAUCUUUCUGGACCAAAUAUAUCAGGCCCAGAUCUUGAUGUGGAUGUUAAAUUGCCAAAGGCAAAAGGUGGUGCCGAUGUGUCUGGUCUGGAAAUAAAAGGAGAUGUCAGAGCACCAGACAUUGGUGUGAAUACCCAUUCGCCAGAUUUAACUAUUGAAGGACCUGAAGUUAAAUCCAAAAAGUCUAAAUUUAAAAUGCCAAAACUUGGGUUUUCAGGCUCCAAAGUUCAGGGCCCAACUGUGGAUUUAGACUUCAGCCCUCCAAAAGGAGAAUUUGACAUGUCUACACCAGGAGGAGAUUACGAUGUUAAAAUUCCAAACCUUCAUGGGGAUACACCCAAAGUGAACAUUGAAGCACCCAAAGUGAACAUUGAAGGAGGAGGAGGACAAUUCAAAGGUCCAAAAGUAAGCAUGCCUUCUGUAGCAAUUUCAGGGCCCAAAAUAUCUGGUGAAAACCUUGAUGUGAAUCUUAAGAUGCCAAAAGGUAAGGGAGGUAUUGAUAUAUCCGGUUCAAAUAUUGAAGGUGAUUGGAAUACAGGAACAAAUAUUAAAUUUGAUGCAAAUGCCCCUGAUGUUGAUAUUGAAGGUCCUGAAGGGAAGUUGAAAAUGCCAAAAAUCAAAUUACCAAAGUUUGAAAUAAACCUUCCACAAGUGAAACAACCAGAAGCAGGGGUAGGUGUUGGCUCACAUGAUAUAGAUGUAUCUGGUCAAGUGAAAGGAGAAAUUAAAACCCCAGAAGGUGGAAUACAUUUACAUGGGCCUGAUGUGAAUAUUGAAGGGCCAGAUGCAAAGCUUAAAAUGCCAAGAAUUAAAAUUCCCAAAUUUGAUGUUAAUCUGCCCAAAGUAAAAGGUCCUGAAGUUGAUGUUGACCUCCAAAGUUCGGACUUUUCUGGACCAUCAUUUAAAGGUGAUGUGGAUAUGCCAGAUGUAAAUGUCAGUAUGGAUUCCCCAGAUUUUAACAUUGAGGGUGCAGAAGGAAAGGUGAAAAAGGGCAAAAUGAAAAUGCCUAAGUUUGGAUUUCAUGGAAAAACAAGCAAGCCAAAAUCAGAUGUAGAUCUUGACUUGCCAGAAGCUAAAGGAGAAGUAGAAUUUUCAUCCUCCAGAGUAAAAUUCAAAGGACCUAAAGUCAAGGGUGGAGGUGAUGGGUCAUUGAGUAGUUUUGAUGAUGCACAUUUAUCGGUAAAAUCGCCCACUUCAAAAAGUCCAGGUAUUGGGAUUUCCUCUAAGGGUUCCUAUACCAUCGGUGGAUAUGCAUCUGGUGGUGCCGAGUGUGACCCCACACUAUUAGGCGUACAUUCCGGUAGCUCGGACCUCGCUGCAAGAUCGAGCAAUGGCCAAGAUGAUGCCGACGGGAAAGGCAAAGGUAAAAUAAAAUUGCCAGGAUUUUCGUUUGGAACUAAGAAAAAGGGCUCCGCAAACAUCUCUGGAAGCAGCGAAUUUGACGGAUCUGUAGAGGGCGGUUCCUUCCAUUUUGGCGCGCCGGAAGUCCGAAUGUCCUCGUCAAACUCCGAGCACGACUCCGAUUCGGGUGCGGCAGGUUCAGCAAAGCUGCACCUUCCAAAGAUUGGCUUCAAGAAGCCAAAGGAAUGAGCAGUGAUUCCCCUGAAAAUGUAGUAAUAGCAUAGGGUUACUUGCGCUCAUCUGGUCCUGGUUUGUCUACAUUUGGAGAAACUGAUAACCUAAUAAAUCAAUUUGUAAAUACAGAAAAAUCUAUAAGUAUCGGCAUACCUGUUAAGUUAUCGUAGUUUUUUUCCUCUUAAACACCAAUUCACGUACUCACAAAUCUAUAAAUAAAAUUUCGUUGUAUUGUCCAAGCUAUGAAUUUGUUUUGUAAUUGAAUAAUAGAAAAUACUGCGAGGGUGAUUAGUUCUAAGAAUAAAAUGUGGGAGCCUCAGUUAUCCGAAGACAGAACCCCUGUACAAAUGGUCCACUUAUUAUUGGCUGUAGUUGGUAAUGUAGUGUAGUUUUUAGAAAAGUAAGUUUGUACAUUUAUUACAUGCUAAGAUUUUCUUCGUGGAUGAUUAGUAUUCGACUUGUUACAUUUUAUUAUUCGCAAAACACAUUAACAUCACCUACUCGUACAAUAUAUUGUAAUAAUGUUGUCUUUUUUGCUACGAAUAACUUUUAAUACAGCUGUUUCGCAGGUGUGUUUUGGCAGUUCUGUUGGAUGAAAAUACAAACCCUUUUUAAAGCAGCUUUCAACUUGGGUCUCAGCAGAUGCUAAAUAAAAUGUAUCUUAACGCAAAGGGUUAUUUUUACAAGGCCUUGACUACUGUUUCCCUCCAGCCCAAGGGUAUCUACUUUUUUAGUUCUGCCUUUUAAGAGACGAAUGAGAACUCUCCACCUGUUGCAACAUUACUCCCAUGCAAAGCGGGUGGGGAAAGCAAGGGUGUAUAUAACAUGUGAAACGUUGAGUGGAUCCACCCGAUAAUACGAGGACCUUUUCAAUGUAGUGGGUCACGCUGAUAGAUUUGCCAAGGGCUUAUUCCAAAGAUGUCUUCAUACUGUGAUCUUCAUUUUUAAAAGCAACAUUGUGUUCUUCCUGGAAAACCUACACUUUGGCAUACAUUCUUAACUUUAGAAUAAUAAAUAUCGGUCCAAACAAAUCCUUGCAAUUUAAGGCUGUACACUUCACAAUUUUAAAAGAUUAGUUUGUUGGUGUCCAUGGAUGUUGUGAAGGUGUCUGUAGACAGGAUAAGUAUAUUCUUGGUUCUUUAGGUAAAGUCACGUGAUAGACAAAAAAAAUCGCAACACAAGCCGUCUUCUCCACCUGAAGAAGACCGCUUGUGUUGCGAUCGAAACGUCGUGGGGUUUUUAUUGCUUUUAAUUUAGAUUUUGUUGUUGUCUAUUACGUGACUUUACCGAAACAACCAAGAACAUGAAUUCCUGCAUUCACGAAAGUUUUAAGUCUAAGGAUAAGGCGAGUGGCACGUUUGAUCGGUUUUUAUUUCUAAAUGUGAUCGACAGAACAAUGUUUUUUUUCACUUUUAAUAUUAAUAAAAAAAAUGCUUAUUACGUAAGCUCUUCACUGUUUGUGUAAUGGGGAUGCUUAUUUGUUAUUAUUUUUUUGUUUAUAUAUAUUUGCACUUUGUUUAUUAAAUUACUGCUUCUUGAACUGCUUCGAUGGUUGGACGUAUAUUUUUUUAAGUUCUUUCAUAUUCGCUUUAUGGAACAUUUUUAGUAACCAAAUCACAAUAUAAGACAUUGGGGUGUAUGGUGUUUUGUAAUAGAAACAAGUAUUUUGCCUUGUUAUAUUUUUCUUAACUGAAUAAUGUAGUUUUAAUCGACUUUUUUUAUGUGACGUCCAAUAUUCCACCCAAUUAAAGCAGUUGCAGUCGGUAAGGAGGUGUCUUUUAUGAAUGUCCAACGUGGCCUUAAUGCUGGUGUUCAAUGGUGGCUCUGUAAUUAAUUUUCUGUAAAUAUUCCUGCAUCACUCAUGUAUUGGGGUCUUUACCAUUAAAGAGAAGCAUAAUUA
Molecule: messenger RNA, 21800 nt
Organism: Lethenteron reissneri (Far Eastern brook lamprey)
Lineage: Eukaryota; Metazoa; Chordata; Hyperoartia; Petromyzontiformes; Petromyzontidae
Product: neuroblast differentiation-associated protein AHNAK-like
Biological process (GO): regulation of RNA splicing
Cellular component (GO): cytoplasm; nucleus
Molecular function (GO): protein binding
Source: RefSeq, a predicted model, not a curated record